Molecule: messenger RNA, 634 nt
Organism: Thlaspi arvense
Lineage: Eukaryota; Viridiplantae; Streptophyta; Magnoliopsida; Brassicales; Brassicaceae
Source: the annotation of a GenBank genome assembly
CAAUAACAAGACGACAAGCGAGCUUUUCAUCUUUUCUCUGUUGUUCCUCUUUGUGUUCUAAAAAUCUAACAUUUACAAGUCAUUACACAAAAAGACCUGGAAGUUUCCACAUAAGGGGUACAGUACAGUGCUUAUUAGUAUCCAAAUUUUUGUCAUUCGAGCAUCUUAUAUAGAUCUCUCUCCCUCUUUCAAUAUCUCUAUUCCAAACACGCAAACUCUUAUCUGUGACACUGUCAGGGUUAAACAAGUUUCGAUUUUACUUGUUCAACAAGCAUAACAAAGACAUCAGGUUAGAAGCAUCAUGGCGAUUUUGAUUCCUCUGUUUCUUCUCUUCUCCAUUGUUACACAUUCAAACCUAGACGCGGCGGUUUGUGUGUGCAAAGAUGCAGACGAGCCAGCGCUUCAGAAGGUGAUAGACUACGCGUGUGGAUCAGGUGCUGAUUGUACACUGAUUCAGCAGACCGGAGCUUGUUUCCAACCAGACACCAUCAAGAACCACUGUGACGUCGCCGUUAAUAGCUUUUAUCAGAAGAAAGCUUCCACUGGCGCCACGUGUGACUUUAACGGCGCCGCCGUCAUCCCCACCUCGCCUCCUUCCAAUGCUUCAAGCUGUUUAUCUAGUUCCGGGGUUUGA